AUGGAAAUCACUAGACCAAGACCGCGGCCGCCAAAGGACCUGAUCUGCCGGAAACACCCAAAGAACGCCCAGUCUCCGGGAGUUUGCUCCGUUUGCCUCAUGGAAAAACUCUCUCAGCUCUACACAGCCACCGUUUCAGGUAGCAACACCACCACGAUGGCCUCUUCCUGCUCUUCCUCGUCUCUGUCUCCUCUCUCCUCCUCCUCCGGUGUUUCCUCGUGCUCGUCGCCGUCCCGCCGCCGCGUUCAAGAUAUAAGCGGUCUGAUGAUGAAGAGUAGGUCGGUGGCUUUCAUUACAAGACGGCGGCGAGUGGAAGACGACGGGAAGGGGAAAACGGCGGGGUUCUGGUCAAAAUUGCUCCGGCGGAAGAAGAACAGAGUGAAUGAACGGCUUAUGCAUUCGAAGACUACGCGGGAGAGGGUUGCCGUGGUUUGA
Messenger RNA from Ipomoea triloba (trilobed morning glory), 435 nucleotides. RefSeq lists its product as uncharacterized. Bases 1 to 435 code for a protein of 144 amino acids. The transcript has a single exon. The record is from RefSeq and is a predicted model, not a curated record. Lineage: Eukaryota; Viridiplantae; Streptophyta; Magnoliopsida; Solanales; Convolvulaceae.